CCUGUUUCUUUUAGACGCUUCAGCGAAAUGUGAGGUUUCAUUUAACAUAUUUUCUGUUGUUAACGCUAACAUUAUAUUAUAUUUUAGAGAACAGACAUCUCAGAAGAUGGCUCAUUUGACAAGCAACUCUGCUGACAAAGAGAGGUUCUUGUGUAUAUACCCAGCUUACAUCAACAGUAAAAAGACAUUAGCAGAGGGCCGAAGAAUACCAACUGAGAAGAGUGUGGAAAACCCUUCCUGUGCUGAAAUCAGAGAUGUUCUAACUGCUGCUGGAAUGAAUGUCUAUGUUGAGAACAAGAUGUAUCCACGGGAAUGGAACAGAGACGGACAGUUCAGAGGAAGAGUGCGAGUUCAAGUCAAAAAAGAGGAUGGAAGCUUGUGUCAAGACAAGUUUACCUGUAAAAAAGACAUUAUGUUUUACGUGGCCGAGAUGAUUCCCAAGUUGAAGACGAGAACACAGAAAAGUGGAGGUGGUGACUCAGGAGCACAGCCAGGAGAAGGAGGGAAGAAAGGGAAGAAGAAGAAGAAAUGAUUGCUUUCCCUCAUUCCAUUACAUCGCUCGCGAAGCUUUUGUAUGUAUAUCGCUCAUGUCUGGUCAAUGCAAAAACAGGAGGUGAACGUUUUGCCAGAGUUUACUCUGUUUAUAUUAAUAUUGUGACUGUUUAUCAAACAUAUAAUAAAGUCAGAAACAAGAGGACACAUUUUCAGGCCUUUCUGCUGUGACUUUCCUUUAGGACAUUAAUAUUAACAUUAUUUUUCCAGAAUAUUUGGGCUGAGAAAUCUGGGUUUUUGUUACCAUAGAACAUGCUUUGUUGUGACUAUUUAAAAGAGAAUUUUUACAAUAUGUUCAACAACACAGAAUACUGGAAUAUUUAAUCCAUGUUUAAUUAUACUUUUUUUUUUUAAUAAAUGAAAUGCAUAGAAA
This is a messenger RNA of Electrophorus electricus (electric eel), 925 nucleotides long. RefSeq names its product signal recognition particle 19 (gene srp19). Gene Ontology annotation, cellular component: signal recognition particle, endoplasmic reticulum targeting. The record is from RefSeq and is a predicted model, not a curated record. Gene Ontology annotation, molecular function: 7S RNA binding. NCBI's taxonomy places the organism in Eukaryota, Metazoa, Chordata, Actinopteri, Gymnotiformes, Gymnotidae. Gene Ontology annotation, biological process: SRP-dependent cotranslational protein targeting to membrane; SRP-dependent cotranslational protein targeting to membrane, signal sequence recognition.